Fragaria vesca subsp. vesca is the source of this 2520-nucleotide messenger RNA. RefSeq lists its product as uncharacterized. The transcript is spliced from 7 exons. Gene Ontology annotation, cellular component: plant-type cell wall; plasmodesma. Bases 1 to 2520 code for a protein of 839 amino acids. Gene Ontology annotation, biological process: response to oxidative stress; hydrogen peroxide catabolic process. Gene Ontology annotation, molecular function: heme binding; peroxidase activity. The record is from RefSeq and is a predicted model, not a curated record. Lineage: Eukaryota; Viridiplantae; Streptophyta; Magnoliopsida; Rosales; Rosaceae.
AUGUUAGGAACAGUGAAGGCACAGUGGCUGUUCGCGACGGUGGUGUUGUUCUCGGUGGUGGUUUCGUGUAUGGCGACGGAUGAGGCGUCGGGGAAUAUGGAGUACGAUUUCUAUAGGAGCUCGUGUCCUCAGGCCGAGACCAUUGUGAGGACGAAGAUGGCUUGGAUUUACCGGCAGCACAGGAACGUCUCGGCUCAGUUGCUGCGUCUAUUUUUCCAUGACUGCUUCAUUAAGGGGUGUGAUGCUUCCGUUCUCUUGGAUGACAGCAAUGGGAAUACAAACCAUUCUAUAGAGAAGCAGGCCACACCAAAUAAGUCCCUGAAGGGAUUCGAUAACAUUGAUCAGAUCAAGGAGGAGCUCGAAAAAGCUUGUCCAGGGGUGGUAUCUUGUGCCGAUGCACUUGCUCUUGCCACCAGAGAUGGCAUCAUUCUGGCUGGUGGCCCAUACUAUCCAGUCUUGACAGGUAGAAAAGACAGCACACAGUCCUACUUUGAUGAAGCAUUGGAGGAGAUUCCAAGACCUGAUGACAAUAUCACUCAUAUAUUGCAUCUCUUCUCAAGUAGAGGUUUCAGUGAUAGAGAAACAGUUGCUCUUCUCGGAGCACACAACAUUGGAAAGAUAGGAUGCGAGUUCAUCGAGUCGCGCUUAAAAAACUUCACUGGGACAGGGCAACCAGACCCAGCUUUACCUGUUGAUCUCCUCAAUACUAUGAAGCUAAAAUGCGUUGACAAUGCUAACAAGGCCAUUAGUAAUGGUCAUCCCACUCAAUCUUCUUUGUCCAUGUCAUCUGGGGCAGUUUUCGACUCUCAUUAUUACCAGAACUUGAUGCGAGGAAGAGGAAUCCUCUUUGCUGAUCAGCAGCUAAUGGCUGAUAUGAGGACAGCUCAAGUGGUUGCAACAUUUGCUUCUGAUAAUGGAACGGCGUUUCGGAUGGACUUUGCGCAGGCAAUGGCCAAGAUGUCAACACUUGGUGUCCUUACUGGAUCUCAAGGUCAGGUGCGAUCGGUCUGUUCUCUGCCGGGAGAUAAAAGAAGCUUAGUGAACCUUAUGGGUUUCUUUGAGAAGUAUGGACUCAACUCCGGGCAGUUUGUGAAUAAGAGCAAAUCUCAUGUUUACUUGGGCAAGUCAGUUGUUCAUCGUCGUGCUCUUAUUUAUUCUUGGUUGGGUGUUCCAGUGGGAAAGUUUCCUAUCGUGUACCUUGGAGUGCCAAUUUUUGUGGGUCGACCUAAGCGUGUCUACUUCCAAGUCUUGGCUGAUCGAAUUCGUAACGUGUCUUGUAGAGCUUAUUACCCUGUUGCUUGGAAAAAGUGUUGUGCUCCAUUGAAGGAGGGGGGUCUUGGUGUUCGAAAUAUUAUGGCUCUUAAUCAAGCUUUCCUCUUGAAGAAGUUUUGGGAUUUCUUAACAAAGUCUACAACUGCGGCUGCAUUCUUUUCUGCUCGUUUCUUGCAACGCUCAGGUCAGCCGUGUUCUUAUUAUAAAAGGUCAUCUAUAUGGCCUGGAAUGCGACCCUUGUUCACAGAUAUUUUGUACAACUCUAAAUGGGUAGUGGGGAAUGGUCACUCAAUUGAUUUUUGGCAUGGUAAUUGGCUCAAUGGUUCAAUUAUUGAUAAAUUGGGUAUUGUGCAUCAGCUUGGUAAGUCGCUAUGUGGGAAAGUGUCUGAUUUCAUUUUGAAUGGCUCAUGGUUGUGCUCUACCAAUCUAAAUGCUGAGCUUGCGGCGCUUUGGUCAGAAAUUUUGGCUAUUCAGCUUCCUUCUUAUGAUAUUGAUGACAAGCUUGUUUGGUUGGAUUCGUUGGAGGGGAGUUUAUCUUUAUCUAUAGCCUAUGAGUUCAAGAUAAGUAAGCAAGCAAGUGUUCCUUGGGAUAGAUGGCGGGGUUUUUCUUUUGCAUCAAUGUGCUCUCUUUGUCAUGCAUCUGUUGAGAAUAGUCACCACCUUUUCUUUGAGUGCUCUUUCUCUUUGAGGGUUUGGUGUGCAAUUCUAUCUUUGUUUGGAGUUAACAGCCACUUCCUGGAUAUACAUGCUUUCUUCUCUUAUCCGCUGCAACAUGGUUUUGGUACGCAAUUGCAAUUACUUUGGUGGGGUAUGAUGGGGGCUGGCUUCUACUCCAUUUGGGAUGCUAGAAACUCUAUUCGUUUUCAUGAGCGUCAUUCAACGCCGGAUUGUUUGAUUCACUCCAUCAAGUCACAAAUUCGAGAGAUUGAUUCUUGGGGUUUGGGAACUAUGCAUAAUUCAGCUGGGGAGCUUUGUACUUUCAGGGCUCUUGGAAUCAAAGGUAGAGCCUCGAGAUCACAUCAAAUUCGUGAAGUCCAUUGGCAUGCUCCUAGUGUUUUUCAAGUAAAGGUUAAUACUGAUGGUGCUGCUCGUGGGACACCCGGGUUGGCAGGCUUUGGUGGUAUUUUUCGAGAUCACUUGGGUAAUUGUAUGGGUUGUUUUGCUGGCUCCAUGGGUAUUGCUACUGCCCUUGAAGCGGAGCUUCAAGCAAUUAUUCAUGCAGCCUCAAUGGCAGCGAGGAAGGGAUGA